This is a messenger RNA of Corythoichthys intestinalis (scribbled pipefish), 4486 nucleotides long. RefSeq names its product nucleolar and coiled-body phosphoprotein 1 (gene nolc1). Gene Ontology annotation, cellular component: nucleolus; nucleoplasm. Gene Ontology annotation, molecular function: protein binding. NCBI's taxonomy places the organism in Eukaryota, Metazoa, Chordata, Actinopteri, Syngnathiformes, Syngnathidae. The record is from RefSeq and is a predicted model, not a curated record. Bases 31 to 3657 code for a protein of 1208 amino acids. The transcript is spliced from 14 exons.
UCACUUCCCUCCAUUUCAGCGUGGUUAAAGAUGGCGGAGCCAAAGUCUGUGCCGAGUGAUUUGUACAAAUGUGUGUACUCGUUUCUGCUGGAGAACAAGUUCACCAAGGCGGCUCAGCAGUUUGUCAAGCAGGUUAAAGUGAGUCCACAGGAUCCAAAUGAAGAACGUCUUCUCAACAUCUACGACUUCUGGGUGAAAUCACCUCAAGCUCGAAAACGCAAAACGAUUGCUAACCAGAAAGUUGGAGGCUCAGUAGCCAAGAAGGCCAAAGUCAGUCAGAAGGACGAAUCUGCUGCCAAAGUCAAAAAGGCGACCCCAGCUGCCAAAGCGGCACCUAUUAAGGCACCUGUGACUAAACCUGUGGCCGCAAACGCUGCAUCUAGCAGUAGCGAAGAAUCGAGUGAUUCUGAAGAAGAAAAGAAGGCUCCUCCUACCAAGAUUCCUGCAAAGCCUGCAGCAGCUGUUAUUGGAACAAGAAAGAAAGACAGCAGCUCCAGCAGUGAGGAAUCUGACUCUGAGGAGGAGCAGACCACCAAAGCCCCUUUGCAGGCAGCAGCAGCAGCCGCCGCAAAGCCUAAAGCUCCAGUGCCUGCUACAGGAGCUAAGGAUAAACAAGAGAGCAGCAGUGAAGAAAGUUCCUCUGAGGACGACGAACCAGCCAAGGCCCCCGUAAAACCUGUCCAAGUGAAAACCACCCCACUUCCAGCUGCAGAGUCCAGCAGUGAAGACUCGUCUUCUGAAGAUGAAGCUCCGCCCAGCAAGAAACCUAAAACGGGAACAUACAGUGCAGUCCCACCUCCGGCUUGCAUACAGAAAGCUACAGCAGCAGCCAGUAAUGCCAAGAGCAACGACUCUGACAGUAGUGACGACAGCAGUGAUGAGGACGAAGGGAAGAAAGCCGCUGUAAAACCUGCACCCGCAAAGACUCCUCCUCCUAAACCUGGUGUGAAGAAGCCUGAUGCAAAGAAGUCCAGUUCAGAGAGCUCAGAUUCAAGUUCAGAUGAAGAAGAGGUAAAAACAAAUCCAGCCAAGGUCACACCAGCUAAAGCAGUCCCAGUUAAACCGGCACCCACAAAAAAAGAUUCCUCAAGCUCAGACAGCAGCUCAGAAGAUGACGCUCCAGCAAAGCCUGUCGCUAAACCUGCUGCACCAUCUGCGGCUUCAAAGAAGGAAGCUGCCAAAGCCAAGCCAGUUGUUGCGAAGGCUGCUGUUCCUGCCACUAAGAUUGCCGCCAAAGAAAGCAGCUCAGACUCCGAUGACUCGUCAUCUGAUGAUGAAGCAGUAAAGACAAAGCCAGCGCCGGCUAAACCUGCCACCCCGGCUUCUCAGCAUGCAACGCCUGGCGGAAAGUCUUCUGUGGCGGCAGCAGCAGCUCAAAGCAGUUCAGAUUCUGACUCUUCGUCUGAGGAUGACGAGCCUCCAAAGCCUGUUGCUAAGGUCGCUGCUCCACCAAAGACUGCACCUGCUACAAAAGAAAGCAGCUCUGAGUCUGGGUCUUCAUCUGAAGAUGACACGCCGGCACCCGCAAAACCCGCGACCCCAGCUUCAAAAGCCAAGCCGGCACCCGCAAAACCCGCAACGCCAGCUUCAAAAGCGGUUCCUCCUGUUGCAAAGGCAGCAGCAAAGAGCAGCUCUGAGUCUGAGUCUUCAUCUGAAGAUGAAGCGCCCGCAAAACCCACGACGCCAGCUUCAAAUGCCAAGCCGGCACCCGCAAAACCCGCGACGCCUGCUUCAAAAGCCAAGCCGGCACCCGCAAAACCCGCGACGCCAGCUUCAAAAGCCAAGCCGGCACCCGCAAAACCCGCGACGCCAGCUUCAAAAGCGGUUCCUCCUGUUGCGAAGGCAGCAGCAAAGAGCAGCUCUGAGUCUGAGUCUUCAUCUGAAGAUGAAGCGCCCGCAAAACCCAUGACGCCAGCUUCAAAAGCCAAGCCGGCACCCGCAAAACCCGCGACGCCAGCUUCAAAAGCCAAGCCGGCACCCGCAAAACCCGCGACGCCAGCUUCAAAAGCCAAGCCGGCACCCGCAAAACCCGCGACGCCAGCUUCAAAAGCGGCUCCUCCUGUAGCAAAGGCAGCAGCAAAGAGCAGCUCUGAGUCUGAGUCUUCAUCUGAAGAUGAAGCGCCCGCAAAACCCACAACGCCAGCUUUAAAAGCCAAGCCGGCACCUGCAAAACCCUCGACGCCAGCUUCAAAAGCAGCUCCUCCUGUGGCAAAGGCAGCAGCAAAGAGCAGCUCUGAGUCGGAGUCUUCAUCUGAAGAUGAAGCACAAGCCAAGGCACCCAUAAGUAAACCUUCCACCCCUGCUGCUAAGGCUGCAACUGCCACCAAGGCCGCGGUAGCUGCAGAAAGCAGUUCCGACUCAGAUUCGUCAUCUGAAGAGGACGAACCAGUCAAAGCAAAGCCUGCAGUUGCGAAAACCGCUACUCCAGCUUCAAAGGCCCCAGUAGCAAAAGCGGCUGCUCCCGCUAAGCCAGAGAGCAGCUCUGAGUCAGAUUCUUCAUCUGAGGAUGAAGAGCCUGCUAAGUCGGCUACCAGUAAACCUUCCACUCCUGCUGCAAAGGCCACUGUCCCUGCUACUGCUCCUGCUGAAAGUAGUUCAGACUCUGAUUCUUCAUCUGAAGAAGAAAACGUGACAGCAAAACAAGUAGCGGCUAAGGCGGCCACCCCAGCGGCUAAGGCAGCAGCUAAGGCGGCCACCCCAGCGGCUAAGGCAGCAGCUAAGGCGGCCACCCCAGCGGCUAAGGCAGCAGCUAAGGCGGCCACCCCGGCGGCUAAGGCCGCCCCGGCAGCAGCAGAAAGCAGCUCUGAAUCUGACUCUUCAUCCGAGGAAGAAGCUGAACCUCCGAAAGCCAAACCUGCUGCAACAAAAGCGGCUGCUCCGGCAAAGGCUGCAGCAGAGAGCAGUUCAGACUCUGACUCUUCCGAAGACGACGCCCAAGUUGAGGCUAAACCUGUAGUCAAGAAACCUACCGAGACGGCUGCUAAAGCGGCAGCUCCACAAACAAAACCAGCGAAGAAGGCAGAGGAGAGUGGUUCCGACUCAUCUGACAGCUCGGACUCUGAAACACAAUCUAACACCCCGGCCAAUGCUGCUGUCGCCAAUGGGAAAGCUCCCAAAGCUGCAUCAUCUAAACCCGCAGAGCCAUCUUCCAGUGAUAGCAGUUCAGAAGAGGAGGCCACUGUGAAAAGUUCUACACCUGCUCAAUCCACAAAGGCAGCUAAAGCCAAAGACUGCAGUAGCUCCUCAGACAGCUCCGAUGAUGAUGAGGCUGCCACCACCCCCAAGGCGAACGGUACCAAUGGCAAGAAAAAAGCUAAAAAGUCACAGGAAACUACAGAGGAAGUGACGCAAAAACAUACUCCCAAAAACAAAAAAGCAACUACAACACCUCAAACAUUUCCCAAAACCAAGAAGUCUUCAAAUGUUCCUUUCCGGAGAAUAAGGGAAGAAGAUGUUGCGGUGGAUCCCCGCCUCGCAGACAAUUCUUUUGAUGCUAAGAUGGGCUCUAAUGGCGACUGGGGCCAGAAAGCCAACGACGUUCUCCGUUUUACUAAAGGCAAAUCCUUUCGCCACGAAAAGACCAAGAAGAAGAGGGGAAGCUACCGGGGCGGUGCCAUAAACAUGGCAGUCAACUCCAUCAAGUUUGACAGUGAUUGAAGAGCCCGAUCUCUCACUUGCCUCAGCCUGAACUGUACAUCACCUGUGUGGCACGGACCUCCCGGAACUUUGAUAGACAGUAUACUUUGAAAGGUUUUCAUCAGGGAUUCAUUGUCAAAGACACAAGGAUGCCUAAUGACUGCUCUUAGCCACAAGGUGUCUUAAGGCCAUGAAUCCAUCCUUAGAGAAACGGAAACUACGUGGAUAUAUAUAUAUAUAAUCAGUAAGGCUUUUUUUUUUUAAUUUUUUUUUUUUUUUAUGAAAUACAAAAAGGAUUGCGGAGAGCCAGGCCAUAAUGUGAGCAUUGGUGAGUUUGUACUUGUUAAAAAAUUUAGUAGAGGACUUACAUAUGUUUUAUAGUGUAUAUUUAUUGUUCCAUUUCAUUUAGGCCCUUGUGUAUUUUCAAUGUUCCUUACAAGCCAUUUUGUGUUAACUUUUACGUAAAGCCUUUUCGUUUUGUUUGUUAGAAAUGUUAGUUGCCUAAUGGUUGAACAUGUUACUGUUGGGAUUUCAAGUUUUUUUGAUCACCUCUCAUGUUCUGUUGCCACCAGGAGGCGCAGUAACAACACGAAUAAAAGCAAUGCUAACAGGAUUUUCAACCAGGUUCUAGCAUUUUUAGAUUAUUCAAAAGUGGAGUAAAGACGUGUUUAAUCAGGCGCAUUGAAUGUCCCAAUCAUGCCAUAUCAAAUUUCCUCAAGGCAUUUUUUUUUUUUUUUUUUUUUGGUCAUAUCUCCCAACAAGUUGUACAUCUGCAUGGUUUCUGUACAUUAGUCUUUGAAGGUUUAAUUAAAUCAUUGAGAUUUCUAAUGUUGAUUGUGAUUAUUUUAAU